GCCAAAGUCGAAGACCCAGACCAUUUGAUCGUUGAAGAGGGUCCCAGUUACAAUGCUGAAACUAGUCAUAUCGAAAAAAUAAACAUAUUUUAUGAUUCUCAGAAACAUAAAACCCAAGGAAUGACACGUCUGUCCACAAAGGAGCAAUCUCAAGAAUAUAUCCAAUAUCUGUGGACAUCUGAAGAUUUUCUGGCAAGAGAUCUUAAAUCGACUAACUAUUCACAAUCUUCCGUAUUUAUGAAUCCAAAAUUCACAUUUUUUGAGAAGCUUUUAGAAAAGAAAUAG
This is a messenger RNA of Racocetra persica, 285 nucleotides long. The record is from the annotation of a GenBank genome assembly. Lineage: Eukaryota; Fungi; Glomeromycota; Glomeromycetes; Diversisporales; Gigasporaceae.